AUGCUAAAACAACGUAUGGCGACAUUACCAAAGGCUCGGGUCACCCCAUUUCCACCAUUUGCAAGAUCUGGCUUAGACUAUUGCGGUCCAUUCAACAUACGCAUUGGCUCCAAGGCUGUACGAACCGUGCGGAAGGCUUACGUGGCAAUCUUUGAGUGCAUGGUAACCAAGGCAUUGCACAUCGAACUGACUGAAGAUCUCACUUCUGAGGCUUUCAUAAAUACAUACACCCGUUUCGUAAACCGGCGUGGUCCAUGUAAUCAUUUAUACAGUGACAAUGCCACUACAUUCAUUGGCGCAGAUCGCUUAAUGACCGCUGACUUACAGGCUUGUCAUAAUAAAUAUUCUCAACAGCAAUUGGCAAAUCGAGGCACAAAAUGGCAUUUUCUACCACCUGACGCACCUCAUCAAGGCGGUCUAUGGGAAGCUGCCGUUAAGUCAGCAAAGAAGCACUUACUACGCAUUGUUGGCACUCAUUCGACUUACUAUGAUCAGCUACAUACUCUACUUGUACAUAUCGAGGCUUGCUUGAAUUCACGUCCACUUAUACCAUUGCAUGACACUUGUGACGACAAGAUGGCUCUAUCACCUGCAGAUUUCCUAAUUGGCAGAUCUCUAUUGGCAGUGCCAGAUGAACUUAUUGGCAAGGUACCUAGCAACAAAUUAUCAUACUGGCGACAAUUAAGGCAAAUGCAACAGCAUUUUUGGCGACAAUGGCAUGAUGAAUAUCUUUCAACUUUGCAACCACGUUCCAAAUGGCAUCAAAAUGGUGACAACAUCAACAUAGGCGAUGUCGUGGUUAUCCGGCACGAGAAUCUACCAGCAACACAUUGGCGGCUUGGCAGGGUGAUUAAACUUCACCCAGGCGAAGAUGGUUUGGUACGAGUGGUCACGAUCAAGCAUUCAGCAGGCGAAUGCAUGCGACCUAUCCAAAAUAUAUGCAGGCUUGUGGAGCAUCUUGAACGUAUCCGUCCAGCCGGGGAGGAUGUUUGA
Teleopsis dalmanni is the source of this 993-nucleotide messenger RNA. RefSeq lists its product as uncharacterized. Gene Ontology annotation, molecular function: nucleic acid binding. The transcript has a single exon. Gene Ontology annotation, biological process: DNA integration. The record is from RefSeq and is a predicted model, not a curated record. The coding region runs from base 1 to 993 and encodes 330 amino acids. NCBI's taxonomy places the organism in Eukaryota, Metazoa, Arthropoda, Insecta, Diptera, Diopsidae.